Cuscuta campestris is the source of this 672-nucleotide messenger RNA. NCBI's taxonomy places the organism in Eukaryota, Viridiplantae, Streptophyta, Magnoliopsida, Solanales, Convolvulaceae. The record is from the annotation of a GenBank genome assembly.
CAUAGCUAGUUGUUACUCAUCUCUCAAGGACCAUACACACUUCCCCAACUCCCUCCCUAAAUUCGUCCUGACCACAUUCAAUCCCUACUCCCACUUCAUCCCUUUUCCUAUCAACCAUGUUAAACCGAUCCCGAAGCAUGUCUCAUGAAGAACUCGUAGCCGCAAACGCUGCCUUGCAAGCUCAGGUGGAAUACCUGGCCAAAGAAGUGGCUAAGCUCACAAAGCAAAAGAUGUCCAUGUUGCAAGAUAGUGAAGAUGAAGAGGAAGCUAGCUCUAGUAACACCAUGAGAGCUAGGGCUCAUGAAAAGUCCCAUUCAGACUUCAAAGUUGAUACUCCAACCUUUAAAGGGAAGAAUGACCCAGAUGAAUUUCUUGAGUGGUUAGAGACAGUGGAACGAGUCUUUGAUUUCAAAGAAGUCUCCGACGACAAGAAGGUCAAGAUUGUGGCCUUAAAAUUCCGCAAGUACGCCUCCACUUGGUGGCUAACACCUGCACCAAACGGAAUCGAAGUGAGAAGCCUCUCGUUGACUCAUGGCAAAAGAUGAGGAGUCUCUUGAAGAAGAAGUUCCUACCCACUGAAUAUUCCCGAGAGAACUUUGCUAAGCUUCAAACGCUUAGGCAAGGUACGAAGUCAGUGGAAGACUACACCCGGGAGUUCGAGGAACUCCUACU